UCGGAUGACUGAGUCCAGCCAAUCCACUUACGGCAGGAGAGAGUUAGUGAAAGCGAAACCGCAAAUUAGAAGAAGAUCGCGGAGUGAGAAUGGUCUUAACGGGUGUGGAUUUGGUCUGCGAACAUGCUUUAACUCCUGACAGAGCUGGCAGAUGGAUUCAGGGUCACUCCCAGUCCGGUGGUGCGUGAAACCAUCCUUUAUUAUGGUCUGUCUGCUCUGGACUGUGCGCUGUUCCUAUGGCGACAAAAACAAUUGUCCAUGUCCAGAAAUUCCUCAUUUGGAACUAACUGAACCUCCAACGAGGGGCUGCUACAAUAUUUCCAACACUUUCCGCUACAAGUGUAUUGAUGGAUAUGUGAGGAAGGCGGGAACCUCAAAUCUAGUCAAAUGUAAAGAAGAUCAAGGCAGCGUUGCAUGGACCACACCCAAACUAGCCUGUAUACCGGACCCACAGAGAAUCACAACCCCAUCGAAUACCCCAGAAACAGCACCUUCCUCCACUGAACAGAUGACCCAGAGCACCACCAUCUCAGCUUCAGUGUCUGCACAAACAGACAACAUGGAGCUAACCUCACCUGGUCUGCAGGUCCCAUCAGACUACACACAGGCUGAACCGGUGAGAACCUCUACACAACCACCAAAGAGCACAGAGACAACUGAGCCGGUGAGAACCUCAACACAACCACCAAACAGCACAGAGACAAUUGAACCGGUGAGAACCUCCACACAACCACCAAACAGCACAGAGACAACUCCUCCUACAGUACAGAGGACCCAGAGCGCCACCAUCUCAGCCUCACUUGCUGCAGAAACAGGCCGCGUAGAACAAACUUCACCUGGUUUUCAGGUCCUGUCAGAUCCCACACAGGAGACUAGAGGGGCGGACCAAACGACCAAACCCUCCAUACUGUCAAACACAGAUAACAGCACCGCAGCUCAUAGUCACAGCACCAGUGCUGUCGUGACCAAUGUAAUGAGCGCAGUUGUAGCUGGAGUGAUUAUCAUUCUUUUGAUCGGUAUUGGCAGCUUCUUUUACAGACGGAGGACAAGAAAGAUUCCACUGCACACAUCAGAUGAACUGGUACCCAUGAACACCAUAGGAUCCUGACUGAGGUGUCCACCUGAACAGCUGUGAUUGUCAAGGAGAACGGCUGAGCAUCACCGAGGCUCAGAGGGUCCAUUACAUUCCAAAAGGAUUAAAGACUGUGGUGGCUGGAUAUGACACAUGCUGGUUGUAUCCUCUACCCCCUACCCACAGUUCAGUUAAAUGUAUUAAAAGGGAAAUGUGACCAUCAGUCUGGUGCUAUAACAAGCCAGUGUUAAAUGUAAGUAGUUGCUUGGUUAAAUGGGGCAAUCAUGAGGUAUUUGGGGCUAACUGUGGAGGCAACUUCUGAGGCAGUGCUAAAAUAUAAAACUAUAAAAGUAAUGUAAAAGGAGCAAUGCACCAGAGUAGUGGACAAUAUGGUAAAGGAGUGAAUGAUCAAAUGAGAUGUUUUCACUAUGCUUGCCAAUGAAAAUGUGAUGUGACUUGUGCAGAAAAUGUGUUUACAGAUGAGGUAUUUGUGUUCAAGUGUUUUUCAUGUUACAUUCAUUUUGUCAUUAGAAAAAUGAAUAAGACUCAUAUAACAGGUGACCAUGGGACAGGGGCCAUGACGUGGAAUGAAACUGGAUUUCUCUGAAUUCGAACACACAAGGAAAUAUUUGAUAUAAUGUAAGGGCACUAGGCGACAAAAUACUGUAUUUAAUGCAGGCCUAGUCAUUUUUAGAUAUUUUAAUGCAGAAGGGAUAUUUUUAUAUUACAACUUUAAUAAUAAAUGUAAAUAUCAAAAAGGGA
Molecule: messenger RNA, 1834 nt
Organism: Sphaeramia orbicularis (orbiculate cardinalfish)
Lineage: Eukaryota; Metazoa; Chordata; Actinopteri; Kurtiformes; Apogonidae
Gene: il15ra
Product: interleukin 15 receptor subunit alpha
Exons: 11
Coding region: 152-1108 (318 amino acids)
Biological process (GO): interleukin-15-mediated signaling pathway
Molecular function (GO): interleukin-15 receptor activity
Source: RefSeq, a predicted model, not a curated record